AUACACUCUUGCUUCUCUGACUCCGACCGUUGGAGUUUGAGCCGUUUGGUUUACUGUAGAUCACGUCAUCAACCCGGAAGUUUGGGGAAGAGCCGAGGCAGCGUCAUGGCGCCGGACCCCUGGUUGUCUACAUAUGAUUCCACUUGUUAUAUUGCACAAGAAAUUGCUGAGAAAAUCCAACAGCGCAACCAGUGUGAAAGAAAUGGAGAAAGUACAACCAAGCUUACUGUUGCAAUCCGAAUUUUGUUGCAGAAUCUGAAGGAAAAGAUCACUCUUUUAAAGGACUUAUUGCUAAGAGCUGUAUCAACACAUCAGAUAACACAGCUUGAAGGGGAUCGAAGACAGAACUUAUUGGAUGACCUUGUUACCCGUGAAAGACUACUGCAAGCAUCCUAUAAGAAUGAUGGUACAGAACCAGAUCUGAUCAGAUCCAGUCUGAUGGCGAAAACUACUAAUCGAAUUGUGUCAAAUCCAUGGCUUUUUGAGGAGCCAGAGGAAACGAGGGGUCUAGGCUUUGAUGAUCUUCGACAACAGCAGCAGAAAAUUAUUCAAGAACAAGAUGCUGGCCUUGAUGCUCUUUCCUCAAUUAUAAGUCGGCAGAAACAAAUGGGGCAAGAGAUUGGGAAUGAACUCGAUGAGCAAAAUGAGAUAAUUGAUGAUCUUGCUAACCUGGUAGAGAACACAGACGAAAGACUACGUAAUCAAACCAGACAAGUAACAAUCGUAGACAAAAAGUCAUCAUCUUGUGUCAUUGUUAUAGGUGUGGCCCUCUGGAAAAGAGAAGAAUACUUGAAAAAUCCUGGUGUUAUAAAAUCAAAAGAUAUACAUAAAAAUAUUUUUAAAGCCUCUUAAUUAACUUUUUGAGAUUAACUGGAUCUACUUAGGGGGCUUAUGUCAUGCAAUAUCAGGUAAAUGAUAUUAGUUCAUGGUUGAUGUAAACCAAGUGCUCAGUGAUUGUGGUGAAUCUGACUGUGACCCUGCAAAAAGACAGAGUUGAUAUUUCAGGUUCCUUGGCUUCCUGCAUAAGAUUAAACUCAUUGUGGCCUUAA
Molecule: messenger RNA, 1049 nt
Organism: Sarcophilus harrisii (Tasmanian devil)
Lineage: Eukaryota; Metazoa; Chordata; Mammalia; Dasyuromorphia; Dasyuridae
Gene: STX8
Product: syntaxin 8
Exons: 8
Coding region: 106-852 (248 amino acids)
Biological process (GO): intracellular protein transport; vesicle fusion
Cellular component (GO): endomembrane system; SNARE complex
Molecular function (GO): SNAP receptor activity; SNARE binding
Source: RefSeq, a predicted model, not a curated record